Strongylocentrotus purpuratus (purple sea urchin) is the source of this 4976-nucleotide messenger RNA. RefSeq lists its product as uncharacterized. The record is from RefSeq and is a predicted model, not a curated record. The coding region runs from base 1 to 3798 and encodes 1265 amino acids. The transcript is spliced from 8 exons. Lineage: Eukaryota; Metazoa; Echinodermata; Echinoidea; Camarodonta; Strongylocentrotidae.
AUGGACGGUUCCGGACGUAGAGUUAGUCUUGAUGGCAUUGCUGAAUCACACCAAUGGACUUCAUCGGAUGACGUUCUUUCUGAGGAUGAAAGUAGCUGCAGCACCAUGGUGACAGAUUCAGUAGAUUCUGAUGCUACCCCAUCACCCUUCCUACUUGGAGGUUUGCAAUUCUUAAAAAGAACAGAGCGCGGAAGAUGGGGCGAGUCAGAAUACACUCUACGUGCGGAAUCUGACGAUUCAGAAAGCACAGACUGUUCGGAGUCUAUCUUAGACCCAACGAAAAGGUUGAAAGGGCUCACUAUCAAAGAAACGGAGCACGCUCCUGCCAGCAACCAAAGAAUGACAGAUGACGCCGGAAGCGACAGUCCUGUCAUUUAUGUUGUUUCUUAUCCGACAUCAGACAGUCGGCAUCACUGUCCAUCACCCAAGAUACAUCAAACUGGUGAAAACGAAGGCAAGGUCGAUGAAGAGAACUCUCCCUUGGUCAUUAGCAAUCUCCCGGGAGUCGCCAAAGAUCAUCUAGCUUCCCAAAGCCAUGAUGUGCUCAGUUCCGAUUUAACAUCAGGACAAUAUAGUAUCAGAAGAAACUUUUGUCGACAGAUUGACGACUCGGGUUCAGAAAAGAAUUCUGGAGGUGGAAGAGAUACUAUGGAAGACAUCCCUUCACACCCUUGCAGCUCUGACAUCACCAAUGUCCUAAUUGCAGGAGGUUCUUACAGCAACAAAGUUUCUGGAGUACAAGACCCAUGCAGAUCUCAUGAUAGCUUCGAAUACCAGUCAGCCCCAAGCCCUGAGAAGAUGAGGAAGAUAUCAGAUGAAUCGGAACGGGGUGUUUAUUCGUCUGAAACCAAUGUGACACAAGUUGAUGGGAGCGCCUGCAUGUUUUCAGAUUCAAGUCCAGUACAAUCUCCACCAGAUCAUUUGCUGCUUCCACGGACUCUUAGCAGGGAAACUGGCAACAGUGCAGAAGAAAUCAGUACUAAGGUGCAGCAACGCGUCGAGUCCAAUUUUGUCGCAGCUGAUCAUCAGAAGACUUGCGAGUCUGAUGAUAUACCAUUCGAUGAAUGCCACGAUAGAAAAGUCUCAUGUACAGAAAGUCACAGUUCCAACCGUCAAUUACAACUGGAGACGAGUCCUAUCACCCAACUAUCCACAUCAGCAGAGGUCAGCGCUAGCGGUACCGUGCAACCAGAGCAUGGAUCAGGAACUGUAGAUGACUUGAAGUUUAAUGAACCAAUUAUUUCAGUGGAGACUGAGCAGAAGGAGAUGAGAAACCCAAUAGAUGAGAAUGACGCAGUUGUGACCAAACCUUAUCCGAACAGAAUUUCAAAUUUUAGUCCAGUGGAGGCGGAGGAAAACCAGGAAAAUAGUCGUACAGAGUCGGGACAUGGUGUAGAAAAUACAGGAAGUUUAGAACACUCCACUGAUGAGGGCCUAUUAUCAAGUAAAAGAAAUACGAAUACGACAGUCAGUGUAAAGGCGGCUAAAGGACAAGGCAGGUCUGGCUAUAAGGUUGCCAAAAGAGGGAGGCGGAAAAAGAGAUGUUCGCAAACCGAUCGAAGUCAUGACGAAGUUACGACCAGAAGUCAGCGACUGAAUGCUGGAAUUCAUCGUAGUGACACAUUAAUUCACGAACGCGUUUUUAUACUACAUGAAAAGUUGGCUAAAGUGAAAUCAGGGCAAGACAAACUAACAAAAUCUCUCUCCAAGCCGAAGAAAGUCAUCAAAGAUGCGGCUGAGGUGGGCCAGCAGCUGAGUACCAUCCAGACCAACCUACGCCAGAUUGCUGCUGACAUGAAGGAAGCCAAGAGUGACCUUGAACGCUCUCUCUUUGACCUGCGUUUCGUCUACAGUCAGAAAAAGCGCAAAAACUACGUCGAACAGGAACUGAACAGUGUCCUGGAGAUCCAGCAGACUCUGUGGACACAACUCAAGGUUCAUCGAGAAAUCGCCUCCCGGUUGCAAGAGAUCAUCCGGAGACACACGGAGGAGAUGAAAGAGACGAGAAGAAAGCGAGCAAAGCAUACGAUGGGGAAGAGGAGAGAUAGAGAGGAAUCUGCGAGGCUGGGUCCUAGUGAUGAAAGUGCGGGGGAUACCUGUGAUAAUGUUACUGACAUAGCAUCUGGAUGCACAACAAAAGAAAGCAUCCCUGCAGAUAAGCAGAAUGCCCUUCUUCAACAACUGUUGGAAACUCUUGACGAGUGUGAAGGCAAUCUCUUAGUCAAGUUCAUGUCCGUGCUGCAAAGCAAGGGGUCUGACCAGCUAAAACCAUCUGUUCUGAAGAAAGCGCCACUGGUUGCAUCAAGUGUAGGAUAUUCAGAAGAAAGAAGAGGAGCUACAAUGAAGAGCAUGAGCUUGACCACUUCAUCAUUAGGUGAAAGAGACCUCACAGCGGACAGCAGCUGUGGACUUGUUAGAACGCGUGGAAAGAUAGAAGAAGGGCAGACAGGGGAGAUUUAUGGAGAUAGACACGACUUGUCGACAGAAUCAUCUUCCCUCAAGCAGGGUAGAUCAGGGUCAAACAAUCAAUUUACUCUUGACCUAGUUAUGGAUGAGAAAGAGAUAGUACCUGAUGACAUUGAGUAUUCCUCUUCAGGAGAUGGCGGUGCAGGAGAAUUGUCGUCUAGUAGUGAGGAUGAGAUGUCAGUAGUGCCUGAUUCCUCUGAUCAAUUCCAAGAAGCCAUUGCCAGCAAAGAACCUUUGUCGAAAGGUUGCAUUGGCAAAAUGAAGCAGAUACAAGUAACUCCUGUUGGACAAGUUGUUCCUGAAGUGGUUCAAGUCAGUGAAGAUGUUAACAAUUCGUUUACCAACGUUCAGUCAUCGGUGUCCAUAAAUAAUUCUUCAACGAGUGCUGUUGAGGUAGGAAGCUUGCAUUCCAUUCAGAAGACUGCACAGGCAUCAUCGGCGCAGAUUUGCGACGGUGUUGCUUCUUUAGGGCAGAAAACCGCACCUUUUCAUACUCCUUGGAAAGUUUGGGUGAGCAAUAACCAAAGAGUCGGCUCAAAGGCGGCUGAAAAAGAAAUCCAGCAAGUUCCGUCAUCUCACUUAUUCGGAAGUGCAACGUCAUCUGUGGGGCUGCCAAGGGCAUAUGCCAACAUUCAUGGUGGAGAGAUAGCGUUGCCGUAUGCAAAGCCUAUGGCGAAAACGCAGUUCCAAUUGAUCACCAUUCCCAAGUCCGUACCAUCAGGAAGCACCCAAAUAUCGUCUGGUUCCCAUCCACAAACACCAGUACCAGUACCUGCAGAAGUCAGGCUGACACCUCUUGCUGGACAGAGAAUGCCUGGUCCUGUUAAAAUAGUAUCACAGAAAGGAGUUUCCAGAAAGCAGAAUACGACAAGAAAUAUAUCCGCUGUACCUGAAAAUUCUCUCCAGUGCGAGCAAAAUCGCAACAAACGCUCCAACCAAGUUGACAUUGGCGCUUCAAGUCCAGCUCUCAGGUCACAAUACAUAGAGAGAGUGAGGAUCCAGGAAUAUACUGCAGCAGUUUCGCAUGGUUCACCCGACAUCUCCCGCAAGGAAAGACCAUUAGCUUGUAAUGCGAAAACUCGACCAGAAGAAUCGAAAGUAGAGAAGUGGUCUUCACUCAAUGGACCUUCUAAUCAGAGAGAUGCUCCAAGACAGCAACCUGAUCAGAUGCCGUGUAUUCCAGAUAUGAAGUUAUACAGCAAGGUUCGUCUGGUAGAUGAGAAUGAGCUCAUACCGUAUACUGAAGUUCUGCCUAAGGAAAUGUGGACAACGGACGAUAUCGCCUUGGUUGAAUUGCCUCAAGAAUUCUUCGAUGGAAUAGACUCGUGGUAAAAAUCCAAUAUGCUCAUGUUUAUCCAAUCUCUCCCUGCUGCAUGAUCAUGAAGUGGAAACUACUCUCAUUCAAAUACCUACAGUACAUGUCCAUGACUAUAGUUAGGUGUGUGUUUUGUAUACCAAUGGAUUUUGUUUCAAACUAAGUCUAUUUUUCACAAGUGCUAGCAAUCCACUGCAUGCUUUUGUGAUUGCAAUUAAACCAUUGACAUCUGAAACUCACUUUUGUUGAUGCAUGUGGUGAAAUAAUGAACCCAAUGCAGUCAGUCAUGUGACAAAACGUGUGCGUAAAGAAACCUAUUCUGAUCAAUUCUGAUAUACGUGACAUCGAAACCCUUUACAAAUGUGUAUACUUGAUUCGAAGAGUGUUGAGAAGCUUACUGUAAAAGGACAAACUCUCGCCUGCAAAAUCUGGUCAAUUAUGCGAGUGGUCCAAAUUCACGAAAGUUUUAUGCUGCGAAAUAAUUUUUUUCAAUUCGCGAGAGUUUCUUGCCGCCAAAUCCUCAUCGGUAGGCGUGCCGAUGUUUACGGUUUGGGUUUUACAUAGUAUUAUGUACAUGCAUUGUUGAAUUUGGCUAAUUGAUGACUCAAGUAUCCUUACUUCUAAUUUCAGCUUCGAUUAUUUUAACUUGAUAAUGUUAAUUAUUUAUGAUGUACCGUAAUAAUCGAGUUUCUCGCGAGUGGAGGACUGUACUCUUUAAAUAGUCUUUUUUGUCGGUUCGUUAAUAAUGUCUUGCUGUAAUAGCCUUCACUUUAGUGUACCCAAGCUGUUGAAUGUGAGUUUCAUUAGUUACAUCAUACACUGUAAAUAUGAAUGUAUGGGUGCACAUGUCAUGUGCCGUUUCCAACCCAUUCUGUUGUGGUCUGGUCAUUGAUCAGGCCCUGUGACUGAACGGAGAAAGAUAUGUGUAUUUUUUUUUUGAGGGGGAGGGGCGGACUCUUUAAUUGCUGUGCAUUAUUCUGUGCCUUUGUAGUUGGUGAGCAUUUAGGUUGUCCAGCGAAUUAUAUAUGUCGCCUAGCUGACAAACCAUUCAAAAUGACUUUAGAUAUCUCCUCUUGAUUGUAAUGCAGUUUCAUUAACUCUUGUUAAAUUUUGUUGGGGCAUUGCUGUAUAUUGCUUAACAGAACUUUAAAUAAAAAUGUUUAUCUUCGCUUCUGAUAUUACCUAGUACUUAUGC